GAGCCUCACUUUGCUGAGAAGGGCUCCAGAACGUGGCCUGGGGCAAGGGGUAUUGGAGUGCUCCCGCGGUGUCUCCCAGGGCCCCAAGAAAAUGGUGGCGGCCCCAGAAGUGAUGGCCAGGAAGACGCCGUCCCCCAGAUUGGCCCCGGCUGUGCUCGAUGGAGGCGGGCGCUGGCACUCGCGGCCAAAGGCAGGAGACCACUGCCCGCCCUGGAAGAGGGUCCUGACUCUCCCCCUGGGGCGGGGCAUCCCCGGGGGGCCCCGAGGACAGGCUCUCACGCCCGAUGCCUGCGCUGGGCGAUGCCAGGGGCUCGCCCAGGCUUCCCCAGGACCAGCCAGAGCUUGCUGACUCGUGAGCCCAAGGAAACAUCGAGGGCUCUACUUCAGCAGCCUCCCAGGCUCCCAAAGUCCUUGGGAGUCUGGUGCAUGCGUCAGGAGCUCUGCCCUCUCCAGCCCCAGGAAACGGCCGCUCCGGUGGGCUGGAGCAACCGCCGCUCGCUGAACGGGACAGAAGCCCCCGACGCCACGGGUCUCACGUCCACAAUCCUCCCGGGCGCACAGGACACAACGGGAGGGUCAAGCAGGCCUCAGGGGCACGCGGGUGGGCGGCGGCAUCCCCCCAGUUGCCCGUCCGGGCCAGGGACCCGGCCCACCUUUCCCAUUCCCUGCACCUGGGAUGGCUCAGGGGCGGCUGUUGGUGGGCAAGUCAACGCCGUGGGGACAACGAGGGCCCCCAGCCCCAGCUCAACGCUGGAGCCGGAGCCCCUGCCGGGAUUCGGGCUUCGUGGACAAGGCCCACGGCGCCUGCCGUCUCCCUCCAGGCCCAGAGUCUUCCACUCACCUCUCUUGGGGAACGCCGCGCCCAGAACCUGGCGCCCAAGGCCCGCUGAAAGACACGAGGAGACAAGGUUUCCUAAGCCUGGACGCCCAGGGAGCCGUGCCGGGAGGAGGAUUGGGUCGCUCGGCAGGGCGGACUGCCUGAACAGCUCGAGGGCGCCCCCGAUGGGCACAGACAGGCCAGGGCCGGGGCAGGCAGCACCGACAGAGCGUUCGCCUCCAGCCCCCAACGGGAGCGCACCUCCAGGGUCCCGAGGCUCUGGGGGAUGCUGA
Messenger RNA from Soboliphyme baturini, 1110 nucleotides. NCBI's taxonomy places the organism in Eukaryota, Metazoa, Nematoda, Enoplea, Dioctophymatida, Soboliphymatidae. The record is from the annotation of a GenBank genome assembly.